This is a messenger RNA of Lepisosteus oculatus (spotted gar), 2158 nucleotides long. RefSeq names its product retbindin (gene rtbdn). Gene Ontology annotation, cellular component: external side of plasma membrane. The record is from RefSeq and is a predicted model, not a curated record. Gene Ontology annotation, molecular function: riboflavin binding; signaling receptor activity; riboflavin transmembrane transporter activity. Lineage: Eukaryota; Metazoa; Chordata; Actinopteri; Semionotiformes; Lepisosteidae.
UCGGGGGAGGAGAGAUCAUCCUGCAGAGCUGGAGCGCGGAGAAGAGCUGGAAACGCAGACAGACCCAUCAGUUAGCCCUGCUCCUCGCUCACCAACGCCACAGCGCAGGAAAGGAAGCAGUUCCGCGCCUGUCUCGCACCAGGUUGACGCACACUGAAAGAUGCGUGCCAACGCGUGGCAGCCAUUGGUCGCUGCGUGGCUGUCGGCAGCGCUGAUUGGUUGGGCGUGGUGCCACGACGGGGCGUGUCUCCAAGGAGGGAAACACAGAGCCGAGCCGAGCCCAGAGCCGUUUCUCCGAGAGUGCACCCUCUACUCAGACAAUGCCUGCUGCUCAGAGCAGGACACCCAGGAGCUGGCUGGCUCGCCCAUCUCCCAGGUGGACGGCGUGUCCUGGGAUAGGUGUGGACCCCUCAGCCCCGUGUGCGAGGGCUUUCUGAAGCGCUUGGCCUGUUUUUACCGCUGCUCUCCGGACGCGGCCCGCUGGGCUCACCCACACCGGCCCUCUGCGAUCCAGGGGGUACCCCUGUGCCUCAGCUUCUGCCAGGACUGGUUUGAAGCAUGUAAAGAGGACCUGAUCUGCGCGCACAACUGGGUGAGCGACUGGGAAUGGGGACCCCAGGGAAACAACUGCACUAGAAACUGCAUUCCCUUCCAGCAGAUGUACACGGACAGCAAGGACCUCUGUGACAGCCUGUGGGGGGACUCCUUUGUCGCGGUGGACGAUGCUGGGCAGGGGGACCAGAGUUCCUGUGCCUGCCUGAGUCUCGGCCCCUCCGACCGCCAGGUGACGGAGGCUCUCCGCGCCCAGGAGGGGAACCCUGACGAGCUGGACACCACCAAGACAGGCCUGCCUCCUGCCCCCUGCCGCCGCCUCCCCACACUGCCCCCGCAGGCCCGGAGGAGCAACAACCAUCGCAACGCCCUGCGCAAGAGGUCUCUCUUUGUGGAGGACGUGGAGGGUAGCGGCAGUGGCUUCUAGGGUGUCCCCUUCCUGGGAGGGAGGCACCCACAGAUCCAGGUCUUCUGCCUCCCCAUCACAUCCCUUGGCUUCAGAAGAAAUGCGACGAGACUAGUUUUGGGGCCCCUAAUUCAUCCAGUGUGGAGCUACUCCGCCCCCACGUGGCUUGUCCAACCCACGCCAUUGACUGUUGCUGAUCCUGCAAUCAAUCCAGGAAAUAGAUCAGGUGUUUCCAGCCAAACUGUGCAGCACAAUGGAAAGGAGCCACAGGCUGGACUUGCAGAAACUUAUUUGUUUGAUCUGUAUUACUACAGUUAAACAAAGCUGGGAAAACCCAGAAAAUGUAUUUGUUCCCCACGAAAUAGUGUACCCCAAGUCCAAAGGUUCUUAGUUGGAUCUUGCAGGAUAGGUUUCAAAGAUUUACACUCCAGGGGCAUCGAUCAUACAUUGUAGAGAUGGCAUUGCCAGUGCUAACUCUAAGAAAAAAACCUGCUUUUGGCCUGAUCUGUUCUUUCCUGUUAAAUAACAUAUCCCUUUACCUUUAAGGAAAAACAGAGAUCAGAAAUGAUUCCUGCAACAUGGCACAAAAUACACACUUUGAUGCAAAGUCUUUAAUAAAACUGCAUCUCUUAUCAUAGUAGUUGACAAAAAAUGUACAUAAUGAUUUUUUGUGUUUAUCCUGCCACUGUUUGUGGACAGCUGCUAGGCAUUGGUAUUUUCUGUAGGAGGCUAUUUAAGUAUUACAGUGGACAUAACUGAAUUCUGUUAAAUAAGCUAACUUUGACUUCCUAGUCUGUUUAGUCCAUAAAGCUAACUUACCCUGAAAAGCACACGUAUCGCUGUUUUUCUUUAAGACUACACAAAAAAUAUUCAGACCUCUGCAUUCAACAAAAAUUAUACUUUUGUUAGUGACGUCUAAAAAUGCAGACUUUGCAGAAAAACCUCCUUUGAGGACAUUAACGAGUUCAGAUGAGGAUCUGCAGAUGACAAGCAGAAGCUUUACCACAAAAACCCUCUAAUUAACGAGGAACUUGCAGGACACAGGGUUUUUAUAAAAUUAUGGAAGAGCACGGACAGGUGUGCAAGAUCAGAAAGGGUCGACUGCGAUGUGAAUGCACACUCCACCUUCACUUCAAAGUGUACUAGUGCUGUUUCUCUUCUCUCCCAAAUGCUGAAUAAAGGUUGGAUUCUAAUCAUUUC